AUGGAGCAGCUUCAGGAUGUACAAAAACAUAAUGCAAAUUAUGUCGCUUCGUCGAUUCUAGUAAAGACUUAUUAUCCACCAAUGCUUCAACAUGCAGAAGAAAUUUUCAUACUUAUGAACCAUGACUUAAAUAAUGGAAAAGAAGCAAGGGAAAAAUUUAUGAACCAGGUGACAGGACUCCUGCAAACGUGUAAGGUUUACUUAUUGAAUGAGCUUAGUACCAUUCUAGGAGUAACAAUUAAAAAAUUGAGAAGUACCAACGAAGGUGUCAAAAAUGUUCAAGGAUAUGCAACAAAGGAUAAUUUAAUAAGUACAUGUCAUGAUGAUCAAGAUGAUGACGGCGAAGACGAUGAUGACGAGGAUAACAGUGAAGGAUCAAACGACAGUCUUGCUAAGGUUGAUUUGAAAAACGCACGGGAAGAUAAGCCAAAAGAUAUCUUUACAAAAGAAGGUGAAGAAGAUAUGAUCAAAGAGAAAACGGAUGAAAAACCUAUGAAAAAUAACGAAGAUGCCAAUAAACAAGGAACUGCCGAUAAUGACGUAAAAGAAAAUAUAAUAGAAAAAAAAAAUGAAAAAGAUAGCAACACAAAUGAAGAAGUAAAACAUGGCGAAAAUGUGACAAUAGAACGCGACACAAAAGGGCAAUCAAAGUCAGAAACAGGUGAAGAAUUAAAACGUGAAAAGAGUGGACCGUCGAAGCGUGGAACAGGGGAAGUAACAAAACGUGCAACUGACGGAGCAGCAAAACGAGCAACCGGCGGAGUAGCAAAACGAGCAACUGGCGGAGCAGCAAAACGAGCAACCGGCGGAGUAGCAAAACGUAAAAAAAUUGCAUCGUCGAAACUUGAAACGGGCGGAGAAGCGAAAAGUGAUGUCAACGGAGAAGCGAAAAGUGAUGUCAACGGAGAAGCGAAAAGUGAUGUCAACGGAGAAGCGAAAAGUGAUGUCAACGGAGUAGCGAAAAGUGAUGUCAACGGAGAAGCGAAAAGUGAUACUAGCGGAGUAGCGAAAAGUGAUGCCAGCGGAGUAGCAAAAUGCGAUACGACGGUGGUUCCUGAACGCGAAACAUCGGAGCAAGAGAAACUCCAAAAAAACGAACAAACGAAGGACAAGACAAUUGAAGAAUUAUUGAAUAUGACACAGGAAACGAAUUCCGGAAUAAAUCAAGAUAUAACGAAAAAAUUCCUAAACUUUUUAAAUAUAACUUUAAAAGAUAAAGAAAACGAUGAAAAAGGUGUAAAUGCUGAUGAAUCAAAUAAAAACGAACUAACAGAAGAAUGGAAAGUUAACGAAUGGAAUAAUUGGAUGCGUCAGUUGGAUGAACAAUGGCAUUUUUUCUUUAUAACUGUGGAAACCAAAACAAAUAACUGGAUUAAACAAAAAGAAGAAGAGUUUCAAACAUGGUUAACAGAAAUGGAAACUAAAUGGAUGAAUUACAACCACAAUUUGGAUACAGAAUAUAAAACUGAUCUAUACAAACAGUAUCAAAUGUGGGAUGAAUCUGACUGGAAAACAUGGAUAAGAAAAGUUGGAAAAAGACUAAUGGAAGAAGAUUGGAUUAAAUGGAUAAACGAUCAUGAAUCUAAAUUGAAUGAAUGGUAUAACUAUGACUGGUACCAAUGGAGAUUCUUAAAGUAUUUUAAAUGGGAAAUGAAUGAAUGGAAAACUGAUGAAUAUGAACAUUGGGAAGAAUGGCAAAAUGGCAAUUUGGCCCUAUGGCUACAUAAAAAAAAGAAAAAAAUAUUUAACAUGGAAAAACAGGAUAGAAAGGGAAAGGUCAGAAUGGGACAGUUGGGUUCGAUCAAAAGAUGA
Messenger RNA from Plasmodium cynomolgi strain B, 1812 nucleotides. Its product is annotated as tryptophan-rich antigen. Bases 1 to 1812 code for a protein of 603 amino acids. The record is from RefSeq and is a predicted model, not a curated record. The transcript has 3 exons. Lineage: Eukaryota; Apicomplexa; Aconoidasida; Haemosporida; Plasmodiidae.